Messenger RNA from Sporothrix brasiliensis 5110, 294 nucleotides. Its product is annotated as HMG box-containing protein. The record is from RefSeq and is a predicted model, not a curated record. Bases 1 to 294 code for a protein of 97 amino acids. The transcript has 2 exons. NCBI's taxonomy places the organism in Eukaryota, Fungi, Ascomycota, Sordariomycetes, Ophiostomatales, Ophiostomataceae.
AUGCCUAAGGCCGCAGCAAAGAAGACCGGUAAGGUCGAGAAGCGCCGAGGCAAGAAGGACCCCAACGCUCCCAAGCGCGGUCUGUCUGCCUACAUGUUCUUUGCGAACGAGCAGCGCGAGAACGUCCGCGACGAGAACCCCGGUAUUUCUUUCGGCCAGGUUGGCAAGCUUCUCGGUGAGCGCUGGAAGGCCCUCAACGACAAGCAGCGCACUCCGUACGAGGCCAAGGCCGCUGUCGACAAGAAGCGGUACGAGGACGAGAAGGCUGCUUACAACUACACUGACGCAAAAUAG